This is a messenger RNA of Acipenser ruthenus (sterlet), 1062 nucleotides long. RefSeq names its product surfeit locus protein 2-like. The transcript has 6 exons. The record is from RefSeq and is a predicted model, not a curated record. NCBI's taxonomy places the organism in Eukaryota, Metazoa, Chordata, Actinopteri, Acipenseriformes, Acipenseridae. The coding region runs from base 189 to 923 and encodes 244 amino acids.
GCUGACCAAGUUAGCCAAUGGGUGCGUUCACGGAGAUCAUUCUUAGAAGAUCAUUGGCUAAAUUGGUCAGAUUCUGGACGAAUGAACUCCGUUAACGCAUCCAUUGCUGAGACGCAGGGUCCUUCUGUCCCACGUGGCGAGACUGACGAUUAAAGCUUUGCAGAGUGUGUUGUUGUCACAUAAACACAAUGAGUGAGUAUCCACCAGAGGUACAGGCUUUCCUACAGGAAUACCCAUGCCUGCAGCCCAUAGCGGGGAAUAAGGUCAGGUGUAUUCUGAGCGGCCAUGAGAUUCCCUGUCGCCUGUCUGAACUCCGUGCUUACGUUGGUGGGAAGAAAUAUAAGCGUCUGUCUGUUGGUGGGUCCAACUUCAAUUACAGCCAAUACGAACCACAUGUGGUCGCCAGCACCAAAGAACCAAAUCGUCUGUUCUGCAAACUGACCCUGCGGCAUAUCAAUCGCAUUCCCCAGCAUGUUCUGCUCCAUGUCUCUGGGAAAAGGUAUCAGCGGGCACUGAAGACCUAUGAGGAGUGUGUCCGUCAGGGGGUGCCGUUUGUCCCGGUCUGCCUCAAGCAGAAGACUCGGAAACACGUGAGUGAGCCAGAGGGAGGCGGGAAGCUGUGGGAGCCGAAUUCCAGCGAGGAAGAUGGUGACGAGUCGGAGGAUAGCAUGAGUGACCUCUACCCUGUGGAGAUGUUUCCUCAGGAUAACGAGAUGGAGGUGGAGAGAGAUGAGUUUGAGACGCACAGCGAGAGUGAGGCAGAGGCCUCCCCAGGCAUGCAAGGGGACAACAUUAAGAUGGAGGUCAAUGGGCAGACGCACUGUAAGCGGAAGAAGAAGCAGUCCAAUUCCCUUCAGAAGAAGUUUAAGAGUCACCACUGGAAAGGAAAAGGCUUCAAGAAAGCUGAAAAAAUGAAAACUUAAAAUAAGAAAAUGAAUCCAACAUUUGUGUGUGUGGUGUUACCCGUCCUUCGUGGUGGUUCACUUUCACCUACACGUGUAAGCUGUGAAAUAGCCACAUAUGUAUGAUAUUUAUUAACAAAAAAUAAAUGAUGUCCCUGCA